AUGGGUAAUAGGACCCAGUACUUCAAUUGCGGAUCUAGAAGCGACCCAUGGGACUACAUCUUGGACAACCCACCCACAAAAAUCAACAAACACACCAAAGUCUACGACAUCGACCUAUUUGACAGCUCAACCCAACUCAUCAACAACCUCCAUUCCCAAAGCAAGGUUGUCAUAUGUUACUUUUCAGCAGGAACAUAUGAGGAUUGGCGGCCCGACGCUGCCAAUUUCUCUCAAGCUGAUUUAGGAAACAACUUGCACGAUUGGAAGGGGGAACGGUGGAUCAAUAUCACAUCACCGCGGGUUCUCGAGAUUAUGAAACUGCGAAUACUGUUGGCCAACAGUAAAGGAUGUGAUGCAGUAGACCCGGACAAUAUCGAUGCAUACGAUAACAAAUCCGGGCUCAAUUUGACACAAUCCGAUUCCAUCGCGUACAUUAAAAAGUUGUCUGAUAUUGCCAAAAAGUAUGAUUUGGCUAUUGGAUUGAAGAAUGGUGGCGGUAUUGUGGAAGCAGUGUUACCGUAUGUCGAUUUCGCAGUGCAGGAACAGUGUGGCCAGUACAAAGAGUGCAAGAAGUAUCAGCCAUUCAUCCAUGCUAAGAAACUAGUGUUUCAUGUAGAGUAUCCACCAAAGGUGAAGUCAAAAUUAAAGACCAGAUUUGAAUCCAAACGGAGUAAAUUUCAUUGGCCUUCAAAAACGUAUAAAAAGUAUUGUUCCUUCAAAAACACCAAGGGGUUUUCGAGCAUCUUAAAACUGUUGAAUUUGAAUGAGUGGGUUUACCAAUGUCCGAAUAAAUAG
Molecule: messenger RNA, 795 nt
Organism: Lodderomyces theae
Lineage: Eukaryota; Fungi; Ascomycota; Pichiomycetes; Serinales; Debaryomycetaceae
Product: endo alpha-1,4 polygalactosaminidase
Exons: 2
Coding region: 1-795 (264 amino acids)
Source: RefSeq, a predicted model, not a curated record